Molecule: messenger RNA, 1205 nt
Organism: Chanos chanos (milkfish)
Lineage: Eukaryota; Metazoa; Chordata; Actinopteri; Gonorynchiformes; Chanidae
Gene: bloc1s6
Product: biogenesis of lysosomal organelles complex-1, subunit 6, pallidin
Exons: 5
Coding region: 343-846 (167 amino acids)
Biological process (GO): intracellular transport
Cellular component (GO): BLOC-1 complex; transport vesicle
Source: RefSeq, a predicted model, not a curated record
UCUACUGGAAUAUAUCUCCAGACAGAGUACGCUGAAGUCAAAUGAGUUAAUAUAUAAGGUAAACGAUUUUGUAUAAUUACCUCUGAAAUUUGUCUAUUACAACGUCAGUCUGUCGACUUCGCUUGACAAGCGAACCUAGCGAAAUUUACAAGCCUCGCCCAUCGUUAGCUGUGCCUUUCUCAAGAAAAGUGCCGAAUCUUAGGUUUGCGGCACGUUAAAUGUUCAGAUGUAGUUGAUGUGGAUCACAGGAGCAAGCGAUUGCAUGCAGACCCUGCACAGUUUACAGGAAUAGCGUUCAUCAGUACUUUCGAUUUGGAACCGUCAAUAUUUGAGGUUUGACACAUGGAACACUCUGGGAGAGACGAGGAACGUAAGAGCGAAGACACUGCAGACGUUACGGAAACAGACUCCAGUUUGUCUCCUCAAGAACCAACCCUCCCUGAAGACAUCGCCUUUGACUGUGGACAUGCCGUUGAGAAGCUAACCGAUGGAUUUAUCUGUCACUACGUACCAGAGCUAAAAAACUCAAAGCAAACACUACAGGAGCUAACGCAAAAUCAAGUCAUAUUGCUGGAUACACUGGACCAAGAAAUAACUAAAUUUAAGGAGUGCAACUCGCUGCUUGAUUUAAAUUUACUGUUCACAGAGGCAAAGGUGUAUCACAGUAAACUGGUGAAUAUACGUAAAGAGAUGAUUCUGAUCCAUGACAAGACAACCAAACUGAAGAGACGAGCUUUGAAGCUUCAGCAGCAGAGACAGAAAGAGGCGUUGGAGAGGGAGCAGCAGAGGGAAAAAGAGCUGGAGCGAGAGAGACAACUCAUCGCUAAACCCGCCAAACGCGCGUAGACACGCGCCACCUCAAAACAGCCUUUCAGUUCAUAUUGACUUAAAACGCACACACAACAGAGAAGAGGGGUUUCUUAUAUCUGUGCAGAGAUCUUCUCCGUGUGGAGUUCCUCUGAGCGUAUAAGAGACUCAGAUAUGCUGUUACAGACAGAGGAUAGGUGAUGUCAUUCACUUUACUCAGGCCGUGAGGUUGGCCUAAAAGUCUCAUCAGAUGUUCCGGAAAGACCCUUUGUUACUAACAGUAUCUGAAACAAGAACCGCGCUGAGCUUGCCGACAUGUUCGCUAAUUUCCCUGAGUUUUCAUAGAUGGAAAUUUUAGAACUAAAUGCUAUCUCACCUUUUUUGGUACUUUUGAUUCU